AUGGAUUCUAAAACUGUUGAAUCCAAAGUUGAACCUGUUUCAAGUCAAUUUGGUCUUGGUUACAUAACUUCCUAUAAAAGCAACCUUGAAAGCCUCAAAACCGAGGUCCAAAAGCUGGAGGCUACCAAAAAUAGUGUGCGAGACUCUGUUGAUGAAGCUACAAAAAAUGGAGAAGUGAUUGUGAAUGUUGUGGAGAUCUGGCUGAAGAAAGUGGAUGCCACUGUUGCUGAGGCAAAUAAACUUAUAAUUGAGAAUGAUGUCCAUGCAAACUGUAUGAGAUACUUUCCCAAUUUACGGUUUAGGCACCAGCACAGCAAGAAAUCCCAGAAGAUUACACAAGAGAUUUAUCAAGUCCUAGAAGAAGGAAAUUUCGAUAGAAUUUCUUACUCUAAACCAUCAACACUGAAAGAGAUUCAACAAGCAUUGAAGGAUCCUAACAUCUUCAAGAUUGGGUUGUAUGGGACUGAUGGUGUGGGCAAAACAACACUGGUGAAAGAGUUGGCCCGCGAAGUUGAGAAAGAUGGGUCAUUUGAUGCUGUAGUUAUGGCCGAGGUAGACAAUUCUCCAGAUGUUGAAAACAUUCAAGGCCAAAUUGCUAAUGCCUUGGGUCUGAAAUUGGAUGAAGAGACAAAAGAAAGGAGAGUGGAUCAAUUGCGUCAAAGGAUAAGAAAGGAGAAGAAUAUUCUUGUUAUUCUGGAUGAUAUUUGUGGGAAACUUGAUUUGGCAGAAGUGGGGAUUCCUUUUGGUGAUGACCACAAAGGAUACAAGUUAGUGUUGACAUCUGAAUAUCUAAAUGUGCUUAAAUGUCAGAUGGGUACUCAAAAAGAUUUUAAACUUGAGGUAUUAUCUGACAAUGAUAGUUGGAAGUUGUUUGAGAAGAUUGCAGGUGAUGAUAUCCGAAUGAACAAUAAAGAUAAAUCUAUUGCACAAAAUGUGGCCAAAUGUUGUGAUGGUUUGUCCCUUUUUAUAGUUAUUGUAGCAAAGGCUUUGCGGAAAAAGCAUGUCUCUACUUGGAAGGAAAACUUAAUAAAAUUGAAAAGAUUUUAUGAACAAGGCUAG
Molecule: messenger RNA, 1059 nt
Organism: Glycine soja
Lineage: Eukaryota; Viridiplantae; Streptophyta; Magnoliopsida; Fabales; Fabaceae
Product: disease resistance protein At4g27190-like
Exons: 1
Coding region: 1-1059 (352 amino acids)
Molecular function (GO): ATP hydrolysis activity; ADP binding
Source: RefSeq, a predicted model, not a curated record